Messenger RNA from Oreochromis niloticus (Nile tilapia), 3324 nucleotides. Its product is annotated as protein FAM83B-like. Gene Ontology annotation, cellular component: membrane; cytoplasm. The record is from RefSeq and is a predicted model, not a curated record. Bases 379 to 3156 code for a protein of 925 amino acids. Gene Ontology annotation, biological process: signal transduction. Gene Ontology annotation, molecular function: protein kinase binding. The transcript has 5 exons. Lineage: Eukaryota; Metazoa; Chordata; Actinopteri; Cichliformes; Cichlidae.
GAAGCCAAAAGUAAAAAUGUGCACUUGUAGCCAGACUCCAAGGGACUGCAUGACAACUUGCGAGACAAGCCAACCUGCUUCUGAAAGCCAGGUGAGCUGAGGUGGGUGGGGUUUGUUACUGUAGCUGUCAGCCGAGCAAACAGAGCAGGUACAACAGGCUAUUCGUUUGUACAGAGUUCACGAAUCCAGACCUUUAGCACUUACCGGCUUAUGCUGGAGAGAGUACCGACACCAGGACUGACAGAAGGUUUUAACUUUUUAAGCUGGUUUUAAGUUUCUUGCCUCUGAUUAAUCAGGAAAACCAGGAUUCCUUUUCGCCAGUUAUGAAGUAAAGAAGAAGCCUGCUGCACACAGAGGCUCAGAGGGGUUCUCACAUCCAUGGAGUCCAAUCUGUCAUGCCUGUCUUCACUUGAAGAGGACUAUCCAGAUUACAUUCAGCCACACUAUAAAGAAUCCUAUCGUCUAGCCAUUUAUGCCCUACUAUGUGGCGGCAAAGAAGCCUAUGAAGAGUUCCUUCGAGCUGAGCAGAUCAACCACUUCCUUUCAGAGGAAGAGACUGUGUUCAUUUUGGAAAAUGCAGAGGUACCGGUUGUGGAGGAUGAUUCAGAAGGGAGACGCAGCACAGACGAGGUCAGGGCCUCCACCUAUUUCCCAAUUGAGUCGGAUGAGGAGGUGCCAGACUUGGAUUUGGGCUGGCCAGAGGUUGCGCUGGAGGGUAUAGAGACCAGCAUUAGCCUGCUGUUUCACCCACCCAGACAAAACACACCAACAAUUAAAGAGGUGGUUCGGAAGCAGAUUCAGGCUGCGCAGAAGCUUAUUGCCAUUGUAAUGGAUGUCUUCACUGAUGGCGACAUUUUCAAAGAACUCAUCAAUGCGAUACAGAGGGGAGUGGUGGUCUACAUCCUUCUGGAUGAUUCCCAUGUCAAGAGCUUCCUCAAAAUGGCACACAACAUGGAGAUUAAUAUUCAAGAGCUCAAGAACCUUCGUGUCCGGACGGUUCAGGGGCCAGAGUAUCAGUGUCGCUCGGGGUUUAAGUUUCAUGGAGGUUUGGAACAGAAGUUUAUACUUGUGGACUGCCAGACAGUUAUGUAUGGAACAUACAGCUACACAUGGACUUUUGAGAAAAUCAACCUGAGUAUGGUCCUGGUUGUCACAGGCCAACUGGUUUCCACUUAUGACGAAGAGUUCAGAAGACUCUAUGCUCGCUCCACAACUUCUUCAGUCUUGCUUAAUGGGCGGCCACCUGUUCUGUACCUCAAAGAUACUUUGGCUCUGGAGAGCCCAAACUCCAGCCAGCUUUCUCUUAAUAUGAUUCACAGGAGAUCCAGGGUGAUGCACGGCAUGAGAAGUGCUCAGGACAACAGGUUCAACAAUUCUGGCACAAUGACCAGAGGCUUGAGUGUCCAGGAUAGGCUCCAUCAGUAUGACUAUACUGAAAUGGGGAACCUAGUGAAAGGACACAGUUAUGGGGGCGAGCUGCAAAAGGUAAACUCCAUGACUCGGCUAAGGAUGGGAACUAAAGACAUUGGAGUCCCUGGGAGAAGUGGAUCUAAACCGAGGGGAGGUGGGGAGGCGCUUCUACCAAACCGGAUGUCACACCAUCACCUCCGGCACCAGACACGUUACGGUGCAGACCAAAACCUGAUACCAUUCAACUCAGAAACAUCACUCCACCGCUGGAAGAUUGAUUCUUAUCUUAAUGAGAAUGAGAUGCGUCCAGAUGCGUCAUGUGAUGCGAUCUCGCCUGUGACAUCUCCAUAUAGCAGUCACACAGGCUUAAAUGAUUAUCAGUCACAGCUCAUUCACAGCAGGUCGAGAGAUAUUAAGUCCAGAAUGGAAGAAACACGGCAAAAGAGGUUCAGUUUGCAGGACUAUAGCAAUUUCAGGCAAAGCCAAGAGUCUUUGAGGUCCAUGUAUCUGAAUGCAGAAACAUCCAAACUGAUGUCUUCAUUAAGAGGCCUGGAUGUAAGGCAGAGUAUCACAGAAUUGGAGCCAGUGGCACAAGAAAGCUGCAGCCAGGAAAACAGGGAGCUCAAGAAGCGAGGUAACAAAAGAGAGCCAUUGCUCACUGAUGGACAGCGUCCUGCCUCUCACCAUGAUGUGGUUUCAGAUGGAAAAACAAUGCAGACAUACGAUUGCCGUGAGCCUCUAUCCAAGACAACAUCAACUGCUGAUUUAGACCAGAAAAUGAGUGAUGCACCACUCAAGCUUUCUCAUUUACAGUCCAGCAGUGUUAGCAUUCAGCAUCCGAGAGCAAUGGAAUCUUUGACUGAGGUCCCUGAAGAAAAAGACACUCACUUGGACCCAGCACUUAAAGUCAGACAUCAGAUUUGCAAAGAUGAGGAGCUUGUUCCUAAGAACUCUGUAAAAUCUCCAGAAAGAGAAAUUCAGGAUCAAGCCGCAGGAAAGCAUUAUAGGGUGGCCAAAAGCACAGGCUCAGGUGCUCCAAGGCAAGGAAAGCAAUCCAUUUCUAAUGAAGCUGAAACUUCUCUGGAAGUCUUUAAUCCAUCUACAGGACCUCAGCAGGCAGUGGAGGAUAAGGGCAGUCACACAGAAAAAGGGGAAACACAGCCAGAAGAUGUAACGCUACAGAGAAAACAUUCCAUGAAAAUGAAAGUGCCUACGUCAGAUGAAAAGAAAAUUUCCAAAAAAGAAGAGAAGUCACUCCAAAGAAGGACCUCAGGAGUAAGCCAGCCACUGAAGGCAGCCCAUUCCCUGGCACCUGAUGCAGUGCACACAACAAAAAGCCAGUCACUGAGCAUGUCCAGUUUGCAGAGCUCCCUUACUAGUUCAUCAGAGACAGAAAAGAAUAAAUCUCCACUGUCAAGAUUUUCUCCUCUGCGUUUGAGCAAAAAGAAGAUGGCCCUUGCAGCAGAGCAAGACUCAAAGGGCACUCUGGGUGACGAAAGAGAGACUUUAUAUCAGAGACCAAAAGACAAAGCCUACAGUCGGUAUGAGUUUUUGCUUAGCAACGAAAAUCUACGUCUGGAUAAGUCAAAGAAGAAGGCAAAUUCAUAUUCAUCAGACAAAGAGAGAAUCUCUUCCCUGCAUAGGCGCGAGUCUGGCCGUCAAGUGAAUCAGACACAGAGCAGCUCUGAUAACAAACUGGAGCGAUUCAUGCAGCGAGUUGGAAAUCUAAUAAACAAGAACAAGUAGCGAAGAAGAAGGCCAACAUGGUCAGAAAUGAAGGCAAAGUUUAUGCGUGUUACAUGUUUUGCGUGUUCUACUUCCGGCGCCCCCCGUGUGCGGCAGUCUGUUACAGCAGCUCUGCUUAUUCUGAGUUUCUUUCUUUCUUAUCUUUUUUUCUUCUCGUAAUUUUUAUAA